AUUUUGUUUUGUUGCUGAAAUGUGGUUCUCAAUCCUAGCACGUGUUUUUGCAGUCAGUCCGGCCCCCAGUCCCCUUGUAUCUCUCAGAAAUGGCACCACCAAAGUACAGAGGGGCAAUUAACAUUAGCUUUCAACUCUCUAUUGGCAUAGGUUUCCUAUUGGCAAACCUCAUCAACUUUGGUACUGAGAAGAUUAAAAGUGGUUGGGGCUGGCGAAUCUCCCUAGCCAUGGCUGCUGCUCCAGCUUCAAUCCUCACAUUAGGUUCUCUAUUCCUUCCUGAGACACCCAACAGCCAAAUCCAGAAUGGCAAAGACUACGAAAAGGCCAAGCUUAUGCUGCAACGUGUCCGAGGCACCAAUGAUGUGCAAGCAGAAUUAGAUGAUCUCAUCAAAGCUAGUUCCAUAUCAAAAACCAUUACACCCAUGUAAGAAUAUCAUACAUAGAAAGUAUAGGCCUCAACUGGUUAUGGCUAUAACAAUUUCAUUUUUCCAACAAGUAACUGGAAUAAACGUCAUCACUUCUAUGCACCAGUAAUUUUUCGAACGAUUAGU
This is a messenger RNA of Quercus robur (English oak), 551 nucleotides long. RefSeq names its product hexose carrier protein HEX6-like. Gene Ontology annotation, molecular function: carbohydrate transmembrane transporter activity. Gene Ontology annotation, biological process: transmembrane transport. Bases 90 to 428 code for a protein of 112 amino acids. Gene Ontology annotation, cellular component: membrane. The transcript has a single exon. Lineage: Eukaryota; Viridiplantae; Streptophyta; Magnoliopsida; Fagales; Fagaceae. The record is from RefSeq and is a predicted model, not a curated record.